CCAUAACAAGACUCGCGCGCACCGGUCGUCGCGCGGACUCGCGAAAAUUCCGAAAAUUCACGGAAAAGUGAAAACCUACAGUAUGCGGACGCGAGUGUGACUAUGAAAAUUGGAAACAGUGUAUAGAAAAAUACAGGAUACAACAAAAAAUUUUCUUUUAAAUUUCAGUGCAUCGAAUGCUGCCAAUGAGAGAUGGCGUUCAACACUACUCGAGAAGCCAAGUUAAUGGCGAGGAAAAGACUCAUAAUAGCCUUCUUUUCUGGCGUGCUGUGCAUCGUUGUAUCUGUGAUAUUAAUGGCCAUCGAUCCAGUCCACAUUAUAGCUAAAUUUCAAACACGCAUAGCUCCAAACUCUCUGCCAUACCACCUACUCGAGUCCGAGGUAGAAGGAGUCCACGUGAAAGCAUACCUCUUCAACGUCACAAACCCUGAGGAGUUCCUGAGCGGAAGGGACAGAAAAAUGAAAAUGCAGGAGAUCGGCCCUUUUAGCUACAAAGAACUUCGCUCCAACGAUGAUUUAGAGCUAGAUCAAGAUAAAGGUGUGGUGCGAUACACGCCCAACGUGAAUGUGGAGUUCGUUCCCGAAGAAUCUAUCGGGAGACCAGAGGACAUCAACGUCACUAUACCUAAUAUUGCUAUGCUGAGUAUGACAGCAAUGAUGUCCUCAUACCCAUUCUGGACUCGACUGGGCUACAACGCUUUACAGAAGCAGGUCGAUUCGAGAGCUAUCAUAACAGUCCCAGCACACGAGUACCUAUGGGGGUACGACGAGGCCCUUAUCACUAUGGGAAACACGUUCAUGCCCGGAUGGAUACACUUCUCUAAGAUGGGCAUCAUGGACAGGUUAUACGACAAGUCGGUCCCAAACCGACUAGAAGUUGGGGCAAAAGAUUCAGACAAGUUUGAAAUUAAAUCCAUGAACGGAAUCAGUGGGCUGAGACCUUGGGGAUACGAGAAUAAUACGACCAGAACGAAAUGCAACACCUUCAUAAACGCGUACGAGGGAGUGGCUUACCCGGACGACCUAACUCCCGACACGGAAAUCCGGAUCUUCCGGAACGUUCUGUGCCGGUUCCUCGAGCUGGACUUUAAGGAGCAAAUCACCAUGGACUUCGGGGCUGAUGCGUUGGUGUACAAGAUCAGUAACCGGACGUUUUCGCCAGGGAAGGACAAUGAGUGUCUCUGUGGCAAGGGGAUUUGUAUGGACGGACUAUCGGAUCUCUCGCCGUGUUUUUAUGGUUUGCCUCUUGCCAUGUCCAACGCGCACUUCCUGAACGCGCCUCCUGAAAUGUACGAACGUAUCGAAGGCCUUGAACCGAGCGAGGCCAAGCAUGGGGGACGGUUUCUUAUAGAACCGCAAAUCGGAGCUGUAAUAGAGACGGAGUUCACAGUUCAGGUGAACAUCGUAAUGGGAGACGUGAGCUUCAACGACGAGGCCAAGGCCACGUCCGGCAUGGUUGUGCCCGUUGGGUAUUUUAGAAUUAUUCUCCCAGCCCUUCCCGAACACACCAAACAACAGCUCAACCUGAUGUACAAAACAGGUCCCGCCAUUUUCUUAGCGGUCGAGAUAUGUCUCUACAUCCUCGGCGCAGUUCUUAUAGCCUACUCCUUCGUCCAAGUCUGCAGAACUUGGCUCUGUGCUGAUGAGAGGGCUAUUGAGUACCAGACACCGAGUGAUGAGAAGAAGGCCACGAUAUUGUGCGUUCCGCUGAUGGACUUUGAUUCGAAAAGCAAUAGUUUCUUGUGAGGAGCACGUAAGUUUUGCCCACAUCACCAGCAGUGACAACAUUGGUUUAAAAUUGGUGUAACUAUUGAUGAAGACGUCAUCGACUCAUCAGUUAUCACCAUUAGAAAAUGCAUGUAUCUAAUGCAUUCAGAAAGGAAACAUUGAAAGUAGACAUUUCGUUAUGUACAUCUACAUCGCAUAAUCGGACGAUAAAGAUGAUGAUAUUUAAAUUUUUGGUGUUUCUAGUUAAACCUUCAAGAAGGUACCCUCUUGUACGUUUUAGCAUGUCCAUGUUGUAUAGGGAAAAUACGAUGAAAAAUAAAUCUUUCGACAAACAUUGAAAAAGUUUAAGAAGAACCUCAAAGCCAGUUACUAAAGUGAACAUUUUACAAAUAAAAUAAAAGUAGUAAUGUAGUAUACUAAUCCACCUACAUAUUAACGCUAUAAUUUGAUUACAAAUAUCUUUAAAUAGUCUACCUUAUCCUGGCUUAGUACAUUUCAAAUUUAAAGAAUUAGGAGUUUACGGAAUCAGUUUUUGCCUAUUGUUCCGGAUAGAUUUUAUAUUUGAAACAGGAGCACAAAUAUUAACGGUUUUUUUGAAGUCUGACAGUAAGUAAAACAGUGGCAUGGGGCACUAGUUUAAUCGCAGUACUAAAUCGUUCACGAAUACACUAUUGUUACUUUUUGCUCGAGUUACAAGAAGUAAUAUGUCAGUAGGUGUUAGCUAUAGUACCAAACUAUGUCAUAAUAUCAUAGUCAUAGGUGCGUUUAAACAUUUGACUGAAGCUAAUUUUAUGCUGCUGUCGAAAAGUUUUCAUAAUUGUAAAUUCUCACAUGGAAUAAUAUUAAAAAUUCCUUUGUAGGUAGUACGGAACUAUUAAGGAAUUUCCGAUUUUUUUUUUCCAGUUUGGAUUUCAUUUUUUUUUCAUUUAAUUUU
Molecule: messenger RNA, 2662 nt
Organism: Leguminivora glycinivorella
Lineage: Eukaryota; Metazoa; Arthropoda; Insecta; Lepidoptera; Tortricidae
Product: scavenger receptor class B member 1-like
Exons: 13
Coding region: 193-1746 (517 amino acids)
Cellular component (GO): membrane; cytoplasm
Molecular function (GO): scavenger receptor activity
Source: RefSeq, a predicted model, not a curated record